AUGGGCUUCAUCGGUGAUAUCGCCAGGUGGCACGGCCCCCCGCCGUCGCCGUCGCACGCGCCGCUUAGCUGCGUCAGUCUCGCGUUCGGUCUGCACGGUAGUGGCCGUAUCGCUGCUCGAUACGGCGAAGAGUCUCGAGUUAACUCCGCCGUUGCCGGUCCCAAGCCCGGAUGUGAAAGGAGGAGGGUUCGUGAAAAGAACCACUCACUGAUUGUGGAACCCUCAAAGAGAAAUAAAGACCGAUCCCCCUUAUUACCGAUGACCUUUAGCGCGAAAUUACGGACACGGAUUGGAUGUUGGAAUGUCAGAACCAUGACUCAACCUGAAAGGCUUCCGCAGGUAGCCAAAAUCAUGCGGGACUACAGCAUUCAUAUCCUAGGAUUAAGCGAAACGAGAUGGAACGAAUUUGGUGAAAUAACAUCUGAUUUUGACUCGACCCUUCUGUACAGUGGAAAAGAGGAUGAGAACGCAACUCGGGAGUACGGCGUGGGGCUGCUCCUAAGCCGUAGCGCGAAGAACAGCCUUCUGUCCUGGAAUCCGAUAUCGGAACGAAUCAUCACAGCUCGGUUCUCAUCUAGAGUCAGAAAAAUCACUGUGAUCCAAUGUUACGCCCCAACUAACUCGGCAUUGCCGGAUGAAAAGGAGAGUUUUUACGAGCAGCUGGAGUCGACCUUGAAGAGCACAAAGAAGCAGGAUAUAGUAAUCCUGAUGGGAGACCUGAAUGCCAAGAUGGGCUCAGACAACGAGGACCGAGAGCAUUACAUGGGACGCGAAGGGGCCGCCGGAGUAAUAAACGAAAACGGAGAACUCUUCGGCGACCUGUGCUCUGCACACGAUCUGGUGAUCGGAGGAACCCUGUUCAAGCACAAGGAGUGCCACAAAAUCACCUGGAUUUCUCCUGAUGGUGUGACCCGAAACCAGAUCGAUCAUAUUGCGAUAAGCAGAGCAUGGAGAACAUCGCUACUCGAUGUUAGGAACCAUCGCGGCGUGGAUGCGGAUAGCGAUCACCAUCUUGUUGUUGCUGAUGUACGUCUCAGGAUGGCAGCAGCUUGACGUAAGUUUGAGAAAGCAUCCAAAAAGUUCAAUUUGCAGAUCCUGAGGAGCGAAGAGGGAAGAAAGGAGUUUAGUAUCUGCCUUCGCAACCAAUUUGAACUUUUGAAAGACCUGGAAGACGAGGACAUGGACGAAGCUUGGGAGCGUAUGCGUACUGCCUUCACUAAAGCCGGCGAAAAAGCCCUAGGCUAUAAACACUCCAAACAAGAACCUUGGAUGUCCCAGGAGCUGUGGUCUGCAAUAGAGAAAAGGCAGAGUAUAAAGCUAGACCUGCUGGCCGCUAAUAACUUUACCACCAAAAAGACCCUCGAUGAAGAAUACGCAGCCAUACGUCUCCAAAUUCGUAAAUUGGCUAGACGCGACAUACGACGCGCCGCCGACGAGCUAGCCGACCGGGCCAACGCAGCAGCCAAGGUAUCAAACAUGAGGGAGUUGUACGACGUCACUAAGCGUUUGUGCAACAAGUCACGUCCCUCUAAAAAGCCGCUGAAGGACGCCACGGGACAGCUGCUUUGUACUACAGAGGAGCAACUUAAACGAUGGACCGAGCACUUCUCCAACCUUUUAACCCAAUGCCAAACUCAGUCGCAAUGCCAUGCCAGUUUAGAAUAA
Molecule: messenger RNA, 1665 nt
Organism: Melitaea cinxia (Glanville fritillary)
Lineage: Eukaryota; Metazoa; Arthropoda; Insecta; Lepidoptera; Nymphalidae
Product: craniofacial development protein 2-like
Exons: 3
Biological process (GO): chromatin remodeling
Cellular component (GO): nucleus
Molecular function (GO): catalytic activity
Source: RefSeq, a predicted model, not a curated record